CAACCCAGAGAGGCAGCAGAUCCGGAUCAGGUCAGCUGGUUUCCUCUGCAGAGAUGAGGGACAGAGAGACACAGGCAGUUCAGCUCAUUUCACACGGAUGUGGAAAUAAAAACCUGCAGAUCUGACGGCGGCUGUGCGUAAAGUUCACCUGUGUGCGUCAGAGCGCACACUCCUCACACACACACACACACACACACACACCCCCACUAACACACGGGAGAGGGAGUGCGCCUGUUCGCUGCUCGUGCCACACUUGUUUUACCUCCAGACCUCCAAACAGGACAGACUGCAGACAUCCACGCGGGCUGUUUACGCGCUACCUUCACGUGCGUAAACGUUUUACGCUUCAUUCCGCGUCUGGAGCGCCCGAGGAGAGACUUCACCGCAACACAGCGCUCUGAACAGUGAUCGACCCCCCCGUUUGCUGAGUGAAGAUGAUUCCUGUCCUGAUCUGUGCUCUCGUCUCUCUGAGUUUAGCACAGAGUGAUUUAGACAUCCUGUUCCCUGAGCUCGAGCACUCCAGAACCAUCUAUGUCCUCGAAAAUGGCCCUAAACUCUCAGUGGCUGCAGAUCAGACGAAGGUCGUUUCAAGAAGAGGAGGAAACGCCACUUUACCAUGCAGGAUCCAAAGAGACCAAUCAUUGGCUCCGAAUCGAAAGAUGAGGAUCAAAUGGACCAAACUGACCUCGGACUACCUGAAAGAGGUGGAUGUUUUUGUUGCUAUGGAUUACCACAAAAGGAGCUAUGGCAGCUUCCACGGACGUGUUCACCUACAAGGCUCCUCCCCCAUGGACGCUUCCCUGGUCAUCACAGAGAUCACCCUGGAGGAUUAUGGGAAAUAUAAAUGUGAAGUUAUCGACGGGCUGGAGGAUGGCACUGUGGUUGUGUCCCUCGACCUUGAAGGUGUUGUAUUCCCUUACUACCCCCGCCUCGGUCGCUACAACCUGAACUUCUAUGAUGCAGAGCGGGCGUGUAGGGACCAGGAUGCCAUUGUGGCGUCCUUUGACCAACUGUAUGAGGCGUGGAGAGGGAAGAUGGACUGGUGUAACGCCGGCUGGCUGAGCGACGGUACCGUCCAGUACCCGAUCAACGUCCCCAGAGAACCCUGUGGAGGGAAGAACACGGUACCCGGCAUAAGGAACUACGGUCUGAGAGACAAAGACAAGAACCACUACGACGUGUUCUGCUUCACCUCCCAUUACAAAGGAAGGUUUUAUUACCUGAUCCAUCCCUCUAAGUUGACCUACGAUGAGGCGGUCAGGGCAUGCCAGAAAGAUGGUGCUCAAAUCGCCAAGGUUGGCCAGAUGUACGCUGCCUGGAAGCUGCUGGGCUACGACCGCUGUGACGCCGGCUGGUUGGCCGACGGUAGUGUCCGUUAUCCCAUCUCCAACCCUCGUCGGCGCUGCAGCCCCACGGAAGCUGCCGUCAGGUUCAACGGCUUCCCUGACAAGAAGCACAAGCUGUACGGAGUCUACUGCUUCAAGGGCCAAAACUGAGCUAGAACAACAACACAAGCUACACAACCUGAACACACAUUGGCAUGUACAAACACACACAUCGACACACUCAUGAGACUCAACAGACUUUCAAACUGUGAUGCUUUUUUUGAUGGAAACCUUCUGACAUUCUUGAGUCAUGUUGUUGUAUUUUGGGACCUGUUACUCCACAAAGGAUAGUUUACACAUAUUCAAGGUCCAUAUUAUUUAA
Cheilinus undulatus (humphead wrasse) is the source of this 1707-nucleotide messenger RNA. RefSeq names its product hyaluronan and proteoglycan link protein 1-like. Gene Ontology annotation, molecular function: hyaluronic acid binding. The record is from RefSeq and is a predicted model, not a curated record. The transcript has 6 exons. NCBI's taxonomy places the organism in Eukaryota, Metazoa, Chordata, Actinopteri, Labriformes, Labridae. Gene Ontology annotation, biological process: cell adhesion. Bases 435 to 1496 code for a protein of 353 amino acids.